AUGGAGCUCCCAUCAUACGAUGAUCUCCCCGUGAUCAACUUCAACGGUCGACAGAAGCGUUGUGCCUGGGGCCUCUUUGACAAGGACGGCAAGAAGGACGUCUAUGGCUGUCUGAACAAGGUCACACCCCACGUGGUUGCUACAGCUGCUGCCGAGGUGAAGGACGGUGUAACUAUAUCCCUUAACUGGCCACUUCGUGUGAGCAAACAGCCGGGCUUCGGACGAAAAGGGUUGGUCCAUAAAGUGAUCUCCUUCGUCAACUCUCCAUUACAGAUACAUGGAUUUGAUGAUGAGGUUGAGUUCAACACUCAGUGUAGCAGUCAAUGGGAUGCGUUAUGUCAUUUCUAUGAUCAGGAUAUUAAGCGAGGCUACAACGACUCGAACCCGUCGAUCCAGGACCUGGUCCAAGAUCACGGCGAGGAGGAUCAUAGUGCUGUCCUGCCUACUCUGAAUCACUGGCAUGCUCGUGGUGGUCUCGCAACGAGGGGAGUGUUGAUCGACUACAAGGCCUGGGCAGAGAGAAAGGGUACCCGAUACUCUCCCUUCUCGGCUCACAAGAUCACCAUAGCGGCCAUAGAGGAGAUUGCUCGAGAUCAACGCGUCGUGUUCCAGCGAGGAGACAUGUUCCUAGUACGCACCGGAUUCACUGAAGCCAUCGAGGCGAUCGCAGACCCCGAAGAACAGGAAGAGAAGGCGAGCUCACCCGACAGCGCGGGGAUCGAGGACAGCAUGGAAGCCGUCAGGUGGUUUUGGAACCAGCACUUCAGCGCCGUGGCCGCCGACAACCCCGGCUUCGAGGUCAUGAGGCCGACCAAGGACGGUGUGCCUGCCAGUGGCACAACUGCAGAUUACGUCCUCCACCCAAAUUUUCUCUCCUUGCUAGGUCUGCAUAUCGGAGAGCUCUGGGACUUCAAAGCCCUGUCGGAGCACUGCCAGAAGACGGGCCGGUUCACGUUUAUGCUGACCUCAAUGCCCUUGAACUUCGCUGGGGCGUGCGGCUCUCCACCCAAUGCAAUGGCGCUCUUCUGA
Molecule: messenger RNA, 1029 nt
Organism: Phialemonium atrogriseum
Lineage: Eukaryota; Fungi; Ascomycota; Sordariomycetes; Cephalothecales; Cephalothecaceae
Exons: 6
Coding region: 1-1029 (342 amino acids)
Molecular function (GO): arylformamidase activity
Source: RefSeq, a predicted model, not a curated record